Molecule: messenger RNA, 522 nt
Organism: Phytophthora sojae
Lineage: Eukaryota; Oomycota; Peronosporomycetes; Peronosporales; Peronosporaceae
Exons: 4
Coding region: 1-522 (173 amino acids)
Source: RefSeq, a predicted model, not a curated record
AUGGUCACAAACAGUGGGAAUGAGGGGUUAAUUACGCCUACGACCAGCAGUGAUUUAAAAGUCGGGCAUUGCUUUAUCGAGCUGAAUGGUUGGUACACGCGCCGCAGCUCGCACCUGGAGCGACCACUGUGGUUGAUGAUUGAGAGCGGCGAAGUUUAUAUCUACGCUGGCAGCAUCCCUGAUUUUGAAAAUGAGGACACUGCGCAGAUCUUGGAGGGACGCUUCAACUUCAUCUACGGAGACGCGCACGGCGUCACGUAUCUUUUGGACCCUCGCUAUCCUGAGCGUGGCAUGGACAAGAACACGCUGGCGCAAUUGGUGAAGUAUCUUGGCAUGAGUCGGGACACGUCGAGGGAGGCGAAGCUCAUGAAGGGCAAGAAGCGGGCGAUUCUCGAGUAUUGGCGCAGCGAAACGUCUCCGCCCAACAACUUCGUACACUCGCAGGCUUGUAACCGCGCCAGGGACCCGAUCGUCCAGAAUUUGGUCUUCACAUUUUUCAAAACGAAGAACUUCGACGACUAA